GGUGGUUAGGGUUUACGGUGGGGAUCAGGUGUUAGGGGAAUAGGGGUUAAGAGUUGGAGUUUUGGGGUUAGGCUUAGAGGGCCUAAUUAGGAUAAGAAGGGUUAACUAUGGUGACUGAUGAAAUCAUGACGUCGUUAGUCAUUAAGGACAUUUCGUGCAUUUUAUUAAAAUAGUAAGGAUAUCUGGUGCAUUUUUUCAAACAAUAGGGAUACCACAUGAAUUUGAAAUACCAUAGAGGUAACUAGUGAAAAAACCAUUUCAUUUACACCAAUGACUAAAGGGAUUACAUCAUCCUUCUAAAACAAAUUCUCAUCCAUUUAUGAUAGAGAACGUAUUGUGUCGGACUCGUCCGACCAUAAUCUUUGGUCGGACGACUUUCAGGUGGUUCCAAUUUUUUUUCAGUUAGUCUUCAUUUUUUUCAGGUAGUCUUCAUUUUUUUUCAGGUAGUCUUCAUUUUGUUUUCAGUUAGUCUUCUUUUUUUUUUCAGUUGGUUUUUGUACUUCAGUUAGACUUACUUUGGGUUUCAGUUGGUUUUUGUUCUUUUUCAGGUAGUCUUCAUUUUUUUCAGUUAGUCCAUUAUUUCUUUCAGUUGGCCCAUUUUUUAUUUCAGUUGGUCUAUUAUUUGUUUCAGUUGGUAUACAUAUUACGAAACAAAGUCCAACUGAAAGAAAACAAAGUCCAACUGAAAGAAAACAAAGUCCAACUGAAAGAAAAAAAAGUCCAACUGAAAGAAAAAAAAAGUCCAACUGAAAGAAAACAAAGUCCAACUGAAAAGAAAACAAAACACUAACCUCUGCUUUCUCUCACUUUCUCCUUCUUCUGAUUACUCAUUCUCUCUCCUCUUUCCAAAAAUUGCAAAAAAAACACACCAAUUUCAUACGUUUAAUAAUUGCUUCCACCAUCAUCUUUCAAAUCUUAAAUUCCCAUCUUCAUUGAAUUCAUUCAAACAGAAUGAACAUUUGGAAUCGAUUCGGAAGAAUAAAAUAUGCUUGAAAGGUGGAUUGGCCACUCGAGUUGGUGGUGGUGUGAGUUUGUUGAAUAUGCAGUUGAGGACGGAACAUUCCGGCAUUCUAGCGGCAUCAGGUCAUGAUUUUCAGUCCAUCACCAACAUUUACUUAUUUUUCAGGACUCUGUUGUUAGGUAUGGAUAUGCCACUACUCGUCCAUGAGCUAUCUGCUAUUGUAGCUCUCGGAUCUUAUGUCGGUGCUACCUCCUCCUUCCUCUUUGCCUCUCUCUCCUUCGUUAGACAGCAAUGUUGGUGGGGUUGGUGGUGACAACAACGUUGUUGAUGAGGGUUCUUGAGUUGGUAGUGACAACAACAUUGGUGGAGUUGGUGUCACACUUGAGAGGUGAGCCAUGGAAAGAAAUGGAAGAUGAGGUGAGGAAGGUUUUUGAGUUUGAUCUGAGUUUUCGUGUGAUUUUGUGGAGAAUUCAGAAUUGCGUUAUUUUAGUAUUGGGUUGGGCUCGUCUGACCAUAACUUAUGGUCAGACGGUCUGACCCAAUACUUUCACUUUAUGAUAACCUUUUGAAAAAAAAAAACAGCCAAAAAGCAAUUUUAUCUAAAAUUAGUACAUCCUCUAGGUCAUAAAAGUGAAUCUUUUUGCAAAAUUCAGCAAAAUUGAACCCAAAAGUUUGAUCAUUACAAAUAAAGACCACUUUAAGAAACGUAAUUUAUUUGUUUUUAAGGGAUGGCGGGGAAGAAUAACUGCUGUCUAAUUGUCCUUUACUUCACGCAAAAUACGCAAGAACCAUCUGCGUGAUACGUUCGGCCAAAUUUAUAAACAUAUAAAACCUCCAAAAUCCAGCAUUUUCUCAGAAAUCUCAGCUCAUCAAAAACUAAAGAGUAGCAAAAACCCUCUUUCUCUCUCCUUAAUAUAAGAGCCAUUUUCACUCAAAUUUGUAAAUUCCAUUGUUGGGCAAGAAAGAUUUGAAAUUGAAGUUCUGGGUUCUAAAGUUGGAAACUUGAGAGAGUAAAAAUGGAAGAAGAAAUGAAUGCUGAAGUUUACCAUGAACGUCAAAAGUUGCAGUUUUGCCUCCUUCAUGCCCUUAAUAAUCUCUUUCAGGAGAGAGAUGCAUUUAGCAAAGCAGAUUUGGAUGGAAUAGCUGAAGACCUGAUUUUGAAUAAUCCCAACCCAGUAAAAUGGACCCCAAUUUCUGCUGUUCUUAAUCCUCACUAUAAUAUGUUUACUGGGAACUAUGAUGCUAAUGUGUUGAUGGCUGCCCUUGAAAGAAGAGGUAAAAGACUAACGUGGCAUGAUAAGCGAAAUCAGGCUGCUACGAUUAAUCUUGAUGGGUUGAUGGGGAUUGUUCUGAAUGUUACUGUGAGAAGGUUUGCUGGGCUGUUGAAGAAUAGGCAUUGGGUUACUUUGAGAAAGAUUAAUGGGGUUUGGUAUAAUUUGGAUAGUGAUCUUAGGGCUCCUUCCGCUUUCACGAAUGUGGAUGGUGUUAGGGUGUUUUUGGAUAGUGUCAUUCGCGCUGGUGAUCAGAUUUUGCUUGUUACUAAUGAUAACUUGGAUGCUCUUUGAUUUGUACAUUAGGUCUUUGGUAUAGAAAUCAUAUAGAAUUUACAUCUAGCUUCAAAUUCUUUGGGAUGUUUCGAACUAGGAUUGGUGGAUGCUUUCGUUUGCUAGUUGCUAUGUGAGCUGUUUUUUUUAGGGAGGACUGUAGAAGGAGGUGAAAGAUGGAUGAUGUUCGUGUUUUGUGUUUUUCCUGUGGGCGAACGGACUGUAGUGUAAAGAUUCAAGACUGAUUUUGAGCUUGGUUUAGUAGGUGGUAGCCUGGAAGUUGAAGAUGGACCGUGAUAAUCAUCCUUCUGGCUUCUAUUACGAUAAACUGUGUAAGCAUUUGUUGCCGAGUUGGUCAGUUUUUUGUUCUUUUUUGUUCAUUGUGCACAGUUGGUUUGCUAUAUUCUGCAUAAACAACAAAAACAUGCAAGUUGUAUAGCUUUUCUUGAGUUCAUUGUUUGUAUAUGUGUCUUCUUAUAGGGAAUACUUCUAGCAAAUUUGGUAUAGAAUGUGACUUUUGUAAAGUAUAUCAUUACAUGAUUGUGCAACAAAGCUUUGCUCUUAGUUCAUUAAAAAACUCUAUGCCUGCUGACUCAUACCAGCUGUAGAAAGUUUUCUUUCAUUUGUCCUGGGUACAUAAUGGAAAAUAUCAUAUUGUUGUCUUAUUUUGUGGAGUAAAGAGUGUUUCUUAUGUUUCUCUUAUAUGAGGACUCUUACUUUUUCCACGUUUUUUCUUUAAUGUGUGUGGCAUAUCCGUCAUAUCCCUCAGCCCCAAAGUGGGAAAACACUUUGGAAGAGAGGGAGAAUACGUUAGUGCAUCAGCUUUGCAAGAUAGUAGAUGUACAGGAAGAAUGGGGUGACUUUUAUGAGUUCUCUUUUUGUAGUUGAGUGACUUUUGGUGAGAUAUAGGGUGACUUUGUUGAAACAUGAGGGACUUGGACCUAUCCUACAAUUUACACCGUCGGGUGUCUUGCAUAAGAAUAUGCCAAAUUUCAACUAAUUUUGACUCCUUUCUAGGCGUUUCUCUUUUCCUUUUGCUACAUCCUAUCUAACAAAUUAGGAGAUAAAGAUAAACAUGAUGCAAGUUCAGUUAUGUCCUUUUUAGGCAUUAUGUCCUUUCUGGAUUGUUUUCCAUAUAUGGUUGCUGCACUUUGGUGAUUUAUUUGCUUCUUGGGUUAGCAGGCAGCUAAAUAUCACUCAAGUUUCACUAUAAUAUUAUGUGAAAACAUUUCAGAGAGCUAUUUCUCGAGACUUCAUCCAUUGACUUCAUCCAUCCACCUCUCCCUAUCUGUUUUUCGGCUCCCCCGAACUAAACUAAACUCCCUCUAGGUAAUUUUUUAGAUGUCAGAAAGUAAUACACAAACAUAUUAUUUCUCGAGAGAAAAAGGUAAUGGGGUGACAAUCUCGAAGAAGAUCAAGAGCGGUUUUUCACCUAUGCGAUUCUUGAAGAGUUUUUGUGUAGGAAUCAGAGUUGCCUUCAAAUAUUUAACAAAUAGAAAGUCUUCUUCAUCCAAGAAACCAUCUUCGGGGUGGGUGAGGCCAAUCGAUUCAGUAGAAGCUCAUUCAAGAGAAGCCAUAGACGAUUGCAUUGAUUACAUUAAGGCUUGUUCUCCAUCUCCUAUUUCAAAACCUUGUGAUUCGAAAUGUAGCACCUAGUUGUCUUUCGGGAUGAUGAUUGCAGGUUGCAGUAAAGAAGAGAUAGUGCUAUAAUGCUCUUGCUUCUGCAGGGAUCCAAAUCCCGAAAAUGGUUCCGUUGAGUUGUCUUUUGCUUCUCAUCCCCCAACCUUAAUUUUUCUUGUCUAGAGAUUUUCCUGUGUAACGUAUAGUCUUUUAUUGAAGGGCAAUACUGUUCUGUUUGAGACUGUGUUGAAGUUUUAAAAUCUUCUCUUUCAAAUUGAUGCACACCAGGUUUCUGGUUUCGCUGUAAACUUGUUUCUUUGUCCUCAACCACACCUAAAAAACUACUAGAUUAGGUCCAAAGUGACUCACAACACACGGCCUCAGAAAUGUGGAUGGCCUCAAAAAAUUUCAUAGUCCAUACAAAAAAACAUAACCCAUGACCUUUUUUUUUCAUCUCAAUGUAACCUUAGUGUUCAUUAGAUCUUUUGAUUGAGAAAAUUGACAUGAAUGAAGCAUAAUAAAAUGUAUAUAUUUCAAAUUUGUGUCAUUUUUUUUUCUUUAGUCCAGAUAAUUAACUAAAACAUGGGCCAGAGCAAGACUAGCAGACAUUAGACAGCCUCAUUCUAUGCCACCGCAGGUUCUACCUCUAAUUCUGUGCUAAAAAUUUAGAUGUGUAUCAGACCCUCAGGCUGAGUUACACCCUAGAACAACACAUCCGUUAUUUGAAAAAACUAGGAGCAUAUAACACUGUUAUACACACUUCCUCUGCUUUUUUAGAUGCUUCAUUUGCCUUUUUGGUGAAUGUAUUAAAAUAAUCAAAUGUUGCAUCUAAGAAAAAGAGGUAAUAUAAGUUAGAAUGACAAAAUAAUCUUUUGUGAAACAGUUAUAAUUUGUUUGUUGAAGAGGGUAUUUGCAAUAUGGUGUCCUAGAUAUCCUGAUAUCCACAGUCCCCUUGUUAUAUGUAUAAUAGCCUUACAACUAAGAUGAAUCCCUCUUGCACAGAAUCUCAAACCAUCUUAGAAGAAGAGUUGCCUAGUUUUUGCAACUCAAUAGAUAUAAUUUGCAUAUCACAACUUUUUCGACUUUAAUCAACUCUGAUUGUUUAUUGAAUUUUGAUUUACAUUUAUUGUUAAAAGAACAAAAUGAGGCGGCGAAAACAUUCAAUUGUAGUAUAAUGUGUGUUCAUAAUUCUGAUAUUGUUGUCUUGCUUAUCUCAGAGAUUAACAUGGAUUAGAAGAAGCAGCUAGAAAAGCAAAUGAUUGAAUGAUAGAGAGAUUUGAUAAGAAGACAUGUAUAAUUUGAUUCCUAUAAAAGCAUGUUCUCUAAGAGUGACAUAACAAAAGAUGGAAUGAUAAGAAUGAGGUUGAAACAUUAAGAUAACUGAAAUGAUCCAAUGAUAUUAUACAUAUAAAAUGGACAAGACAUUGCAGUAAAGUGAUAAGUGGAAAGAAGAAGAUGAUCAACUAGUCUUUCUUGGCAAAUAGACCUCCAAAGCCACCCCCAUUACCACCAGUCUUCUUCUUACUCUGCAUCGAAACCGUGCCUUUCCUUCCAUUAGUGGUCCCAGCAGCCUUCUCUUCAACCUUCUGAAGAAGUGGGUCUGUCUCAUAGAAUUGAUCUUCCUUUGCUACUUUACCCAAAAGCCAAUCCACAAAGCUUUUUUCUUCCGUGGGUGCGCUCGAGCCUUUGGUCGCUCUCGUGGUGAAUACUCUCCCGGUGGCCGCUGCUCCGAAGACGAAGGGCAAAGAUGCCAUCUCACUUGUGCUGAGCUUGAGCUUGUGAUGGGUGUUGUUGGGUUAAGCUAAUAGUGGAAGAGGGAAACUAAGGGAAUAAGUGCUCUAGGAUAAACAGUUUUAUUGUAACUUGUAAGGCUUAGGAUAAUAUAUGCAACUUGUAUAUAGAAGUGUUUCAACCACGGGUUUUUCACAAGGGUCUUAUAAAUCUUAUCUUUUAUUUUAUUUUUAUA
This is a messenger RNA of Beta vulgaris subsp. vulgaris (sugar beet), 6091 nucleotides long. Its product is annotated as josephin-like protein. The transcript has 2 exons. Lineage: Eukaryota; Viridiplantae; Streptophyta; Magnoliopsida; Caryophyllales; Amaranthaceae. The coding region runs from base 1978 to 2526 and encodes 182 amino acids. Gene Ontology annotation, molecular function: cysteine-type deubiquitinase activity. Gene Ontology annotation, biological process: protein deubiquitination. The record is from RefSeq and is a predicted model, not a curated record.